GGAGAGGAAGGCAGGGGCCAGCCAGAUAAGAGGAACCUUGAAGCCCAUAAAAAGGAGAUUGUGAAGGGACGUCGUGGGAGGGAUCUGAGCCAGAGAAUGAUGUAAUAGGAUUAACUGUUGAAGAGCAGUGCUCCAGCUGCUAGGCUGACAGAAGAUUCCAGAAGGCAAGAAUGGAAGUGGUUUUAUGGGGCCACAAAACUGAGCAUUGAAAGUGGAGAUAGUCUGAAAAACGUGGUAUGUGUAGUCAGUGUAUAUUUAACUGUGUCUUACGAUGUUUCCUAAGUCUGCAUCCUUCAGGUUACAAAUGACCCCACUCCAGUGAUCCCAAGGAGAAAAGGGAUAUGUUGGCCCAUGUAACCGUAGCAUCCAGGAGUUUUCUUGCCUUUAUCGGUUCCAAAGGACUCAGAUGAUGUCAUCGUGGCUCUCUCUGACCCUCAUCAAUCCCUGUUCCUUCCUUCCCUCUGUGGGUUGGCCUCAUUCACUCCUUUUGUAGAUAAAUGUUUUCCAUGAGUUGGAUAAGAUGGCCACCGGAAUCCUGGGUUCACGUAUUAGCUUGGCAGCUCCAGUGGAAAUAUUACUGCUUUCUUUUAGCAUCUGCGUAUCACUUUCAGGGAAGUUCCCUCUUGGCCCUUGCUUGGGUCACAGACCCAGCCCCUGCGCCGUCUCUGAUCAACAGUCCCAUGAGAACUGCAUGGGGUGAGGGAGGGCUGCUUCCCCAAAGGUAGGCGUGCCGAGCAGACAAAACAUCGUAUGUCGGUGACACAGCGGUCUGCCCGCCUUUGGUCCCCCUUACCUUUCUCUCCCUGGGGCCUCUGUGUUGGGGAUCAUGCCAGAGCUCAAAUGAGCUCCGUGUCGUUACCCUCCAGGCACAGACUCACGGAGAGGUACCAUCACGUGCUGCUUCUCGGUCACCGUUGCUCAGACCGCAUGAUUUUCUUGCUCUGUGGGCUGGGCCCAAACCCCUCCCUUAUUCUGGCAGUGCUAUUUUGAGAAGUGGCCUGGCUGGGUUCCAGGCUCUGGUCUGUCUCUUCCUAACUAGCUCCGUGACCCCGGAUAGGGCAUUUAACCUUUCUGAGACUUUGUUUCCUUAUCUUCAGGUCACCGAGUUGCCUUGUACAUCAACUAAGAUAUCCACCAAGUGCUUCGUAAGAUGUAAAGUGCCAUUUGGAUGAUAACUGUUAAUUGGUCUUUUUUUUUUUUUUUUUUUUUUUUAAUCCUUUGCUUAGGAGAGAACAUGGCUGGGGGAAAGAUGUAACAUUUUCAUUCUGGACCUUGUUACCCAUCCACACCGGCUCUCCUCCCUUUGUGUAACUUCUCUCCCAGGGGGCAUGCCUCUUCAUUUUUAUCUCCUUGGUACGUUUCUGCCCUGGCUGGACUUUUUUUUAACAGAUAUCCUUGGGUGGGGAUGCUGGCAAGGGAGAACCACCCAGAUUAAGACAAGUUGUGUUUUGUCUGUCAGCCUGAAGCACACUUAGCAAUUUGACACAGACAUCAUUUUAGAUUUACGGAGAAGAAAGGACAACACGUUCCGUAUUGAUAAGAUUUCAGCAGGACUCAAAAAGAAAAAAAGAAAAAAAGAAAAGAAAAGAAAGAAAAAAAAGAAAACACACAAAACUUAAUGCAUUACUAUGUAAUGCCUUGAUUCCUAGUUCCUUAAUUAGGCCUGUGGUUUAGCAGAGUGCACCCUCUCAAUACACAGAUGGUUUUUAUGUAAAAAAAUUUUUUCAAAUGUUAAUUUCCAGUGACUGAUGUUCUCUGCCUAAAUCAUUUUCCAUUGUUUGUAGUUGAUAAGAACUGUAUUUGAACUGCUCCUUUCUAAGUUGGAGUCUUUUGUAAUGGGAUUUAACUUAGUGGUUUUACAGGUGUAUGAAAAUGUUAAGCUGUGUAUUGUACUUGAGAGUUUGAAAAUUCUUAGUUGCAGCUAAUUUAGGAAAAAAAAAAUUAAACAGGUGAUUAGCAGCUGCUUUCGGUUUUGAAUGUCUUCGCUUUGGGGUUUUGUGUUUGCUUAUUCGUGUGCAAAUUGGUGUGGUUAUUUUGGAGCGGGUGAGAUGCGCGCCAAGGGUGCACCUCCCCAGCCAGCUGCCCGCCCCAUUCAGCGGACCCUGCCCCAGUUCUGCAGGCUGAUUUGUUCCCCCGCUAGCGUGCACGGCCCUUGCUCUCUCCCUAGUGAUUCAGUCCUUCCUGAGAAAACAAAGCAGGCCUGGCCCUGUUUCUCCUUGAGGACAGCCUCAUUCAUUGCCACAAAGGGCCCCCUCGGCCCCCUUACAGAGGAGUGGCCUCCUACCCCCUCGGGCCCCCUUACAGAGGAGUGGCCUCCUACGGCGGCCAAGAACCACAGACCGGGCACUGCUACGGCCUCUUUAGGGUUCUGAACUUCUGGUCUCCCGAGUGACAGCUUCUAGACGGCUUUGAGCGCCGGGACCCUCCAAAGCCACCAGAGUCGGGAUGGUCACAAGAACAAAGAAAAUAUUCGUAGGCGGAUUAUCUGCGAACACGGUGGUGGAGGAUGUAAAACAGUACUUUGAGCAGUUUGGCAAGGUGGAGGAUGCAAUGCUGAUGUUUGAUAAGACGACCAACAGGCACAGAGGGUUUGGCUUUGUCACGUUUGAGAAUGAAGAUGUUGUGGAGAAAGUCUGUGAGAUCCAUUUCCAUGAAAUCAAUAAUAAAAUGGUAGAAUGUAAGAAAGCUCAGCCUAAGGAAGUCAUGUUCCCACCGGGGACAAGAGGCCGGGCCCGGGGACUGCCUUACACCAUGGACGCGUUUAUGCUUGGCAUGGGAAUGCUAGGCUAUCCCAACUUUGUGGCAACCUAUGGCCGCGGCUACCCUGGAUUUGCUCCUAGCUAUGGCUAUCAGUUCCCAGGCUUCCCGGCAGCGGCUUACGGACCAGUGGCGGCGGCGGCCGUGGCAGCGGCAAGAGGAUCAGUCCUGAAUAGCUACAGUGCUCAACCGAAUUUUGGCGCGCCCGCUUCCCCGGCAGGCUCCAACCCCGCGCGGCCCGGAGGCUUCCCGGGGGCCAACAGCCCAGGACCUGUCGCCGAUCUGUACGGCCCUGCCAGCCAGGACUCCGGAGUGGGGAAUUACAUAAGCGCGGCCAGCCCACAGCCGGGCUCGGGCUUCGGCCACGGCAUAGCUGGACCUUUGAUUGCAACGGCCUUUACAAAUGGAUACCAUUGAGCAGGUGCUUCUGUUGCCAUCCCACUCUGAGAGCAUACCUGGAUGUCCAGGCAAGACUGGGCGAAGUUUCUGAGUGGCCCUUUGUUUAGGUGAUGUCAUCAGACCUGGACCCCCACCAGCCUCACUCCCCAUCGCAACCAGAGAUGGCUCACUUCGGAUCGAGGGUUGACUACAUCUCAUCAUCUCACGAAUCUGCUGUAAUAUAUGACAACAGCUUUUAAAUGUGUAUAUAACCCAUGAUUUUGGUUUUGUUUUGUUUUUUUUGUUUUUCUUGAUGGUUUCCCCCUUCCUCUCCCCUCUUCCCCGUUCUCCUUUUAAAUCUCUUUGAAUCACAUUUGGUAGUGAUUUUGACUUAGUCCGGUAGUCAUAUAGCUUUAAUAUCUAGUUAAAAGCUAACCAUAGUAUAAUUGUUAUAUUAAGGUAUUAUUUUUUCUUAAAAAAAAAUUUUUUUUUUGGCUUGUUUUGAUUCUGUUCUCACUUUUAAAGGAUGCUGAGAUGGUAAUAUGACUCUCAAUAUUUUGGUACCAAUUCUGAGACUGUAUGGAUUUUCUGGUGCGGCUUGUGCACCGGCGGAAGCAAAGUUGUGAAGUGUGGAGUAGGAGAUGGGCAUAAGCUUUCUACUUUGCGUUGUCUAAGAAGUGAGAUGUAGUAAGCUAAUUAACAGACUCUCUAGCGGUUCUUUUUUGUGACGUCUCUUUGUUAACCUAAGUAUAUCUAUUUUCGGCAAUAAGGUAAGGACGACGAUGUUUUGAGUGUCCUUCUUUUCUAUAAGUGCUUUUUUUCUGUUGAAAGAGGUGAUAUUAUAAGGUUUUUUGAAAUUGUGAAUUCUAAAAAAAAAAGAAACGUUGUAAAUACAAUUCCAUUAACUACAUAGAAACUAUUAAGAAAGAGAAUCAAAAAUAUUUUUGUGAGGGAGUCGGUCCCAGGCAGUUCGAUGCUCUGUGGGAAGGAGGGGAAGGAAUGGUAACCAAGUCAGUUCGGAGGUGGAAGGACACCCCGCUGCCGGGACGACCCCGGGGGAAAGUUCGAACACUGUUCAGCUCCUUCUGUCUGUGUGAUAGACCUAAGAACUGUAUUCGUGUCAUACCAGCAUAUUAACCUCUCGUCUGUGCACAGCUUCAAAUGUUACCGUCUAGUUAGAUUUUUAUUUAAAAUAUGAAAAACUGCUUUUCCCAAGACGUUUUUUAAAAACAAAGCUACAAUUUUAAUAUUUAACAUAUUUAAAGUUUCAAAGCACACCUGUUUGGCUUGGGUGGGGAGGGGUGGGGGGACAUUCUUUUUCAGUCUUAAUUUUUAAAUAUUUGAUCAUUUUCUAUCGUCCAACCAUUUCAGCACCUCCAAAGGUCCCUAGGACACUUUGCCUCUCUUUGCCCCUCCCUUCCCCCCCACCCCCCCACCCCCGGCCCCCAGCUCUGGGGGGGCCCCACCCCCCUGGGCCAGGAGCGGAGAAGCCUGCAUUAACGAAACCUUCUCUCCAUUCACUUUCUAUUUACAAAUUAGGAAAGCAACCUUUUGGUUUAUAUAUUUUUUUUUUAAUACCUCAGUGCUGCAAGUAUCACCAGAGAGGCUAUGGAAGAAUUUUUUUUUUUAAUUUAUUGUAGAUGUAAACAGAAUUUUAAAAAUAAAAAGUAUAAACAUCGCUGCACUGUGACUGGUGGGAAAAACUGACAGUUUCCUGUUUGCACAUGUUUGACAUUUGGCUGUUAUAAUAUAUGGUCCUCAGUUGGGGAAAGAUACUUAUGAUGAAGGAUAUUUUUUAAUUUAACUUUUUUUUAAUAUUGGUAAUAGGUCGGCAACAGCAACUAUAGAAGUACAACUCGAUAGAUGGCAUUAAAACAUAUUGUAGUGUGGAUAUAUAUUUUUUUCUUUUUUAAAAUGUGAUAUUGACGUUUUAUUAAUAUUUUUUAAAUUGUUACGUUUAUAAAUUUGGUACUUAAGGCACAGCCAGUAUGAGACACUGAAUGCGACGUUUAUUAUAAAGAGCUGCUGCACUCCUAUUUUUAUAAAUUUUACUAACAAAGUAGACUAAUGUAGACAUUCACAGACAUGGUAGGGCAAAAGCAUCCUCAAACAAAAGGCUCCAAAAUGCGAACCUGGAAGGAAAGAAAAAAAGCCUUUUUCAAUUCUAAUGAAACAGCAAUGACAUUUUUUAAAAAAAAAAAUCUUGUUUCUCCAAUUAAAUGUUGGGUUGUUUGGUGAGGGUUUGUUUUGGUUUUUUCUUUCUUUCUUUUUUUUUUUUUUGUUUCCAAACAACCACGUUAAGUAAAAUGCUGGGCGCUUUUAAAAUAUCAAAACUUGUUCAAGUAAUAAAAUUAAAAAAAAAUAGAAGUUUUAUUAAAACACACACACACACACACACACACACACAAGAAAAAAGACAAUAAAUUCCCAGAAAUUCAGUGUCUAGACUAGGGAAUUUAAUUACUAUUUUGUCCAUGUUGGUGAUGUACUGUACUACCCUUCCUUUCUCUGCAACCCCCAUCACCUCAUAGAAGACUCUUUGUUGAUCACUGUCUGUUAAUAAUGUAUAAAAAUGGCUAUCUUGUAAACGUCCUGUCCUGGUACUAGUGUAGUGACCUUUUUUCUUCUCUUUCUUCUAGUACAUAUUGAUAGAUAUAACGUAAUUAAGGUUUAAAAAAAAUUAGACAUAGUUACUCAGAUUUAGGACCAGUAAGGAUAGAACUUUCUCUUAUUUAUGAAAAAAAAAAUGCUAAUAAUUUUGGGGCAGUUUUUUCCUUUCGAUUUUGUUUUUCCAAUUUCAACUUUUUAUUUUAUUUUUGCUGAUCUGAUGUGGUUUCAACGAACCCAAGGUCUCAUGAUGUUCAAAUGCCGGCAGACUCUACGGCGUUUUGUAGAUACCCACCCCCCCCCCAACUGUGAAGGGGUGUGCCAUACUACCUUAAAUGCUAAUGCUAGAUAUGCAAAACUGGAUUUUUUUAAUUUAUUUUUUAAAAGAGGGAGGCAUGGUAUAUUAAAAUGAUUUUACUAAGAGAAAAAAAUAUUUUUUUAAGAAUGCUCAGAAGAAAUUGAUAAUCUGUGUGAAUAUGUUUUAGAUGUUUAUAAUACCUUUUGAAGAGACCCAGUAGCCCAUAGCACAAAUCUCGUGGAAAUCUGAUAUGUUUUAAUGUGGCUACCUAGGUUAAGGUUCACGUUCGUCCCCCCACUCAUCUAGAAGUCCAUUUUGGAAGAUUUUUGUAAAUUAUUUUAGCAUUGAUGUUCAGCCUUGUCUUUGUUUCCGUUAAGCUCAAUGGCGAACAUGGGAACCACCUUUCGCCUUCCCUGGGGGAGCACCCCUCUUGGCUGAUGGCUUUUCCCCGGAAUCAUAAAAUAGCCACCGGGUGACUUUCUGGCUUCCAGAUCCAUCUGCCUGGGACCCCCGAACUCCUCUCCUCCCAAGCAGAGGGGAGGGAGUGGCAUUAGCUCCCGGACCCAUUCCUGGUUCUACCUGGACAUGGGGCUGACGGGGAUGACCAAGCCUUCGGUCCCCUUCCCAGGAGCUUUCUCAGCCCUGGUUUGUGGCCUUCCUCACACCCAUCGGGAAAACCAAACAGCCUUGUGUUCUAUCCCAGUCGCUCAUUGGCUUGAUUCGAACGAAGCCCCGACAGGCCUUUGCGUUUCUAUCCUUCAUACCCUUCAUCUUAAUUUGAACUCGUAGCUUGGACUUUAAGGUAGCAUGGCUCUGUUGCUGUCAAUCUGAUGUUUCGCUGCACAGCAAUUCACAGCCAGUGAAUGUUACACACAUCUUGCUAGACUAGUAUAAAAAUCAUUGGGUAAUUGUUGGUUCUAAUGACCUGAAAGGUGUUCAGUUUUUGUUUUCAGUUUUUUGUUUUUGAUUUUGGGGUUUUUUGUUUUGUUUUGUUUUUGAGGGGGGAGGGGGUGGCCUUUUUUUUUUUUUUUUGGUUCCAAAUAGAGAAACAAAACCUAUUUUGAUCUUUAGUGCAAACGAGGGCUAGGGACUUAGCCACCACCACCACCACACUGUUUCAUUCUGCCAUUCACUCACUGCAGCAUAAUCAAGAAUAAAGCAAUAUAGUUUACUACAUUUUUUUAUUGAAGGUCAGCCAUGCUUUCUGUAUUAUAUUGCAUAUGAAAUUGUUUACAAAAGAAACACUAACUCAUACUUCUCUUUAUCCGUUGGGAGUGGCACACAGGGACAGAGGGAGACUGGGGGGGGAGGGGUGGCGGGGAGGGGAGGGGAGAAUUUUCUUUCUUGAAUGUGCUUCACCAGCGGGGCUGUCUUCCAAGGAAGACAAAAGCAAGGAGGUUGGGGCAGGAGUGAGCAGAGGGACGGAGGCUGGCAAGCACAUUGAAGAGAGACCCUGGUGGGCUCCCCCUGCCCUCACCCUAAACAGAAAAGCAGAAUCAUCAGCUCAGCCCAGUCCUGGGCACAGACACUACACAAGGAGACGCUGUACGUUAAGCAAUACUUUAAUACUGUAAUAUGUUUGUUUUCUUUUCUUUUUUUUUUUUAAACCAAAAAAAAAAAAAAGUAA
Acinonyx jubatus (cheetah) is the source of this 7667-nucleotide messenger RNA. RefSeq names its product musashi RNA binding protein 2 (gene MSI2). The transcript is spliced from 10 exons. Bases 2446 to 3174 code for a protein of 242 amino acids. The record is from RefSeq and is a predicted model, not a curated record. Gene Ontology annotation, molecular function: RNA binding. NCBI's taxonomy places the organism in Eukaryota, Metazoa, Chordata, Mammalia, Carnivora, Felidae. Gene Ontology annotation, cellular component: cytoplasm.